AUGGAGAAUCCAAACAAUGCGACUGAAUUCAUUCUUUUGGGCAUCACAGAGAACCCAGAGCUGCGGAAAAUGCUCUCUGCUGUGUUUCUAAUCCUGUACGUGUCCACGGUUUUGGGGAACCUACUCAUGGUGGUAACCGUGAUCGCAAGUCAGAGCCUGAGAUCACCUAUGUAUUUUUUCCUCACUUCCUUGUCCCUCAUGGAUGCCACCUACUGUUCUGUCAUUGCCCCCAAGAUGAUCGUGGACUCCUUCUCCGAGAGAACUACCAUCUCCUUUGAAGGCUGCAUGACCCAGCUCUUUGCGGAGCAUUUCUUUGGUGGUGUGGGGGUCAUCCUUCUCGUCGUGAUGGCCUAUGACCGCUACGUGGCCAUCUGUAAGCCCCUGCACUACCCGAGCAUCAUGAACCCUCGGGUGUGCCGCCUGCUGCUGGGAGGCGCCUGCGUGGGGGGGUUUAUCCACGCAGCAAUACAGCUUCUCUUCAUGUAUCAAAUACCCUUCUGUGGUCCCAAUGUCAUCGAUCACUUCAUGUGUGAUUUGUUCCCAUUGCUGAAACUCGCCUGCAUGGACACCCAUGCCCUGGGUCUCUUAGUCAUCCUCAACAGUGGGGUGAUGUGUGUGACCGUCUUCCUUACCCUCGUGGCCUCCUACGUGGUCAUCCUCUGCUCCCUGAAGUCUUGCAGCUCUGCGGGGCGGCGCAAAGCCCUCUCGACCUGUGGCUCCCACCUCACUGUGGUCGUCUUGUUCUUCGUGCCCUGCAUUUUCCUGUAUGUGCGGCCUGUGGCCACUUACCCCAUCGACAAAGCAAUGGCUGUGUCCUUUACCAUUGUUGCACCCAUGUUAAACCCCCUGAUCUACACCUUGAGGAAUGCAGAGGUGAAAAAUGCCAUGAGGAAAUUGUGGGUCAAGAAGGUAUAA
Messenger RNA from Panthera uncia (snow leopard), 915 nucleotides. Its product is annotated as olfactory receptor 4C6-like. Bases 1 to 915 code for a protein of 304 amino acids. Gene Ontology annotation, biological process: G protein-coupled receptor signaling pathway. NCBI's taxonomy places the organism in Eukaryota, Metazoa, Chordata, Mammalia, Carnivora, Felidae. Gene Ontology annotation, cellular component: membrane. The record is from RefSeq and is a predicted model, not a curated record. The transcript has a single exon. Gene Ontology annotation, molecular function: olfactory receptor activity; G protein-coupled receptor activity.